Ceratina calcarata is the source of this 554-nucleotide messenger RNA. Its product is annotated as putative glycine-rich cell wall structural protein 1. Lineage: Eukaryota; Metazoa; Arthropoda; Insecta; Hymenoptera; Apidae. The transcript is spliced from 3 exons. The coding region runs from base 105 to 554 and encodes 149 amino acids. The record is from RefSeq and is a predicted model, not a curated record.
UGUUAAUCGGACGGUGAAACUGGUGUCGUGUUGAAAAUCAGCAAACAGAAAGGGCGGUAGUCUACGUAACAUGAGCUUUGUAGAAACGACUUGUUGAUGACGUUAUGGGGUGGAUCUUCCUUGCCAGUAUUUUACUCCUCUGCUUAUGCGCGACGGGAUUACCGUUGCCACAGGGCGGUGGCGCUGCGGGGGGCCAUGGACAGCCGCAGGCUGGCUCGGCGAGCACCCCGGGCCCCGGCGGUGGCACGGCUGGCAGCGGCGCGAGCAGCACUCUCGGCGCCGCUGGCGGCGGUGCUUCUGGCUCUGGCAUCGGCGGCGGUGCUUCUGGCACUGGCACCGGCGCCAUCGUUGGAACCGGGGUCGGGUACGGUGUGACCGGUGGAAAUACCGGGGGUGGGGCCGGUGGCGGUGCCGCCGGUGGUGGUUCGAAUUUGUCCACGGGACCGGCUCGUCGGGGCCGAGGGUGGCGCGACUGGCGCCGCGGCGACCCCACGCUGAUCAAAGGACUGUGGAAGUCGAAGGGACCUCUAGGGGAUAGAUUCGAUAAAGGGUAG